AUGAUUAAUGGAACAUAAAUUGGUUCUCUUCCGAGACUUUAAGCUGAUCUAUACUUGUUGAAAAUUGACAUGAAUGCUACCAAUAUUACGAUAAAUAAUUUAUAUGUCUCAAAUAAAACUGACUAAGUAAUUCUUGGAGAUGAGGAGGUAACUAUUGACAUGAGAGACUUCAUUUUCAAUAUGACAGCUGAGUACUCCUACAUAACUGAUCCACCUAUUUUUGCUGAUUUUGGACUUGCAGAUAUUCUUAUAAAUAACAUGUCUGCUCUGAUAAGAGGCACAACUUUCUAUGAAAAUCAAACAAUUCAUGUUGACAUAGAAGAGAUGAAAGGAAAUCUUGAGAGUUUCGAUAUCAAUUUUGACGGAUUAAGCGACUUCAGCAUCGUGCUAACUGAUAUAGUCGGGUUUUUUGUAAACUUGUUAGGAGGUAAAAUUGCAGGAAUCGCUGGCGAAGAACUAUCUUUAAAUCUUGUACCAUUGAUUAACAAAAUUAUUCAAAUUAUUCCAACUGAGCUACCAAUUCCAGGAACUAAUUUGUAUCUCCUAGGAGGUUUCGAUUCUAAUCUUCAUGUAACCAAAGAUUCCUAUAUGAGACUACCAUUAUCAGCUAGUUUAUAAUCAAGAAAAGAAUUUUUCGAUGAAAAAUCAGAGAUCAUUUUACCUCAACAUCUCGAUGAUCCAUAUGAAAUAUAACUUUUUUUAAGCGAGUAUACAAUUAACUCUAUUUCCCAUGCUCUUCAUGUUGAGGACUAUCUCAAAUUCUCAACACAACUCAUUAAAACUGAUUAGCUAUCAAUGGUAGUGGGAUCUCAACUAUUCAAUUUCUUUGAUCAUAACAUGACAUGCUAACUAGAUUUCGAUACUGUCGACCCUUAUCCCAAUAUUGAUAUCAAACCUGAUAAUACAAUUGUUUUUGUGAAUAUUACAACAGACAUCAGCUGCAGAAAACACGAAAAUGAUACUCAAUUCUAUCAUGUUGCCAAUAUGCUGUUCUUGGUUAAUACAUCAUUAAUUUUCGAGAUUGAUAAUAACUUAACGAUCAAGGGAUAGAUAAAUGAUUUAAAAGCUACAAUCACCAAUGCUUACAAUUCAACGAUAGGAGAAAUUGCUAUUUAUUUGGUUCAACUUGAAAUUUCUCUUGUUGAGAAUGUGAUGAAAGGAAUUAUAAAUUCAUACAUUGAGAAGGGUUAUUCUCUGUAUUGGAUUAUCACUGACGUCUUCAAGAUAACUUUCUUAGACAUUAGAGAGAUUCAGUCAAAGAAUGGAGAUGGCUUCCUUUAUUUAGAACUUACCCCUGUAUUUAAUAUCACUAAAGCUCAUAAGUAAGCUAAAGCAUUCUUAUCUCAAGAUGAAAUCAAUGUUAAAACUAAUCAUAAUUUAUUGAAUGAUCCUGCAUUUAUGAAUCUUGAGAAGUAGUUCUUUAAUGAAUUUGGCUCAUAUCAAAAGGCAAAGGUAAUGAAAGAAUAAUAAUAAGAAUAAGCUUUUCAAGAAUAUGAAGGAAAAGUAAAUGAAUAAUUUGAAUAAUUAUGA
This is a messenger RNA of Stylonychia lemnae, 1530 nucleotides long. NCBI's taxonomy places the organism in Eukaryota, Ciliophora, Spirotrichea, Sporadotrichida, Oxytrichidae. The record is from the annotation of a GenBank genome assembly.